Messenger RNA from Lethenteron reissneri (Far Eastern brook lamprey), 5042 nucleotides. Its product is annotated as H(+)/Cl(-) exchange transporter 4-like. NCBI's taxonomy places the organism in Eukaryota, Metazoa, Chordata, Hyperoartia, Petromyzontiformes, Petromyzontidae. The record is from RefSeq and is a predicted model, not a curated record. Gene Ontology annotation, molecular function: voltage-gated chloride channel activity. Gene Ontology annotation, biological process: transmembrane transport; chloride transport. Gene Ontology annotation, cellular component: Golgi apparatus; early endosome; synaptic vesicle.
UGGUGCCGUCGGCUCUGCAGAUUCCGUGCAGGUUGCUGAUGUGAUGGAGACGGAGGAGAUGAUCUAGGCGAGUUUAUUUAGCACGGACGACGUCGCCCGAUCCGUGCAUUGAUCUCAUCCCAUCGCUCACCCACGGACAGGGCCAGCAUGGAGUCAGAUCUGCUGCGAGCACAAGGCCACAACUCGGGCUCUUACAACAGCUUCGGGAGCCCAAGCGACGAGGACCCGGACGAGGUGGCUUCCGACUUUGUUCCCUUGAACUCCGACCACUCCUCCGGCCCUGACCUUCCCCAAGACCCCACAGCCGGCCUCAGGCAACUGACACGCGAGCGUCCAUCUUGCAUCAACACAGCGGCGGCGUCUUGGAGGACAGCAGAGCAGCCUACAGCAACUGAGGGGGUCAUUGGCAGCACAGUGGUGGUGAGCGAUGCUGGCGGAGGUGCUGGUGUAUCGGGGUUGUCUCAGCUGCUGGAGAUCUUGGAGGAGCCCAUCCCAGGCGUGGGAACCUACGAUGACUUCCACACCAUUGACUGGCUCCGGGAGAAAUCGCGUGACAGAGAGAGGCACCGCACAAUUUGGAGUCGUCGUAAGAGUUCCGUGUGGGAGUUUUUGACGAGCGUGCACGAUGCCUGGUCCGGGUGGCUGGUGGUAACGCUCACAGGGCUUGCAGCAGGUGCGUUGGCAGGCUUGAUCGAUAUUGCGGCCGACUGGAUGUCACAGCUCAAGGAGGGCAUUUGCCUGCCUGCAUUCUGGUUCAACCGCGAACAGUGUUGCUGGACGUCCAACGAAACCACCUUCUUGCAACGAGACCGAUGUCCACAGUGGCACAGCUGGGGACAGCUUGUGAUGCGUACUGAUGAGGGUGCCGGCUCCUAUAUAUGUAACUACAUAUUGUACGUGCUCUGGGCUGUCUUCCUGGCACUCGUGGCUGUCCUGCUCGUCAAGAUGUUUGCUCCCUAUGCGUGUGGCUCCGGGAUUCCUGAGAUCAAGACGAUCCUGAGUGGCUUCAUCAUCCGGGGCUACCUGGGUAAGUGGACGCUGCUCAUCAAGACGGUGACGCUGGUGCUCGCAGUGUCGUCCGGGCUCAGCCUGGGCAAGGAGGGGCCCUUAGUUCACGUCGCCUGCUGCUGCGGAAACAUCUUCAGCUACCUCUUCCCCAAGUACCGCACCAACGAGGCCAAGAAGAGGGAGGUACUUUCAGCUGCCUCUGCAGCAGGGGUGUCGGUGGCAUUUGGGGCACCUAUUGGAGGUGUUCUCUUCAGCUUGGAGGAGGUGAGCUACUACUUCCCGAUGAAGACGCUGUGGCGCUCGUUCUUCGCGGCGCUGGUGGCAGCGUUCGUGCUCCGUGCUCUUAACCCCUUCGGGAGCAGCCACCUGGUGCUCUUCUACGUGCAGUACCGACGGCCGUGGCACCUGCCCGAGCUGCUGCCCUUCGUCGCGCUUGGCGUAUUCGGAGGUCUCUGGGGUGCUGCCUUCAUCAAAUUCAACAUUGCCUGGUGCCGCCGGCGCAAGUUUUCCCGCCUCGGACACUUCCCUGUCACCGAGGUGCUGGUGGUGGCGCUGGUGACGGCUGUGCUCUCCUACCCGAACCCAUACACGCGCAAGAGCAGCAGCUCCCUCAUCGCAGAGCUGCUGCGCGACUGCAACCCCUUGCAGCAGGCAUCCCCACUCUGCGGGCUCUCCCCUCCGUCCUCCCCGUACCCAUCGCCAUCCUCCUCUCCGUCCCCAUCCCCGUCGGGCCUCGCCGACAACGUCACAAGUUGGACCACCCCCGUCACCACGACCACAGCUGCGCCCCCUGAUCUGGAUUCCCAGAAUGCAUCACUGUGGCUGCUUGGCCUGGCCCUCGUCUUCAAGGUGGUCAUCACCGUGUUCACGUUCGGCAUGAAGGUGCCGUCGGGCCUGUUCAUCCCAAGCAUGGCGGUGGGCGCAGUAGCCGGGCGGCUGCUGGGCAUUGGGGUGCAGCGGAUGGCAUGGAGCCACGGCGCUGCACUGGGCAUCGAUGGCUGGUGUAGCCCAGGCACAAGCUGCGUCACGCCUGGCCUCUACGCCAUGGUGGGCGCCACUGCAUGCCUGGCGGGUGUGACUCGCAUGACGGUGUCGCUGGUGGUGAUCGUGUUCGAGCUGACGGGCGGCCUGGAGUACAUUGUGCCACUGAUGGCGGCCAUCAUGACGAGCAAGUGGGUGGGCGAUGCCUUUGGCCGCGAGGGAAUUUACGAGGCGCACAUUCGCCUCAACGGGUACCCGUUCCUCGAGGCCAAGGAGGAGGUGACGCACACCACGCUGGCGGCCCACGCCAUGCACCCGCGUCCCGGUGAGCCGCCGCUCACGCUCCUGACGCAGGAGGAUAUGACGGUGGGCGAGGUGCGACAGCUUGUCCAUGAUUCCACGUGUAACGGCUUCCCGGUGGUGGCGUCGCGCGAGUCUCACCGCCUCAUCGGCUUCGCGCUCCGCAGAGACCUCACCCUGGCUCUCGAGAACGCGAGCGAGCGGGCCGAGGGCCUCGAUGAUUCGUCACUCGUGCUCCUCGGGCCUCCGCGGGCGGACACCGCCCGAGCCUCUGUGACCUCCGAGCCUCUGAGCUGCCCUCUACACGCAGCGCGACCUCUCAAGCUGCGCUCCAUUGUGGAUGAUGCCCCCCUCGCUGUGUCCGACCGGACGCCUAUGGAUACCGUCGUGGACAUGUUCCGCAAGCUCGGCCUGCGCCAGUGUCUCGUCACGCGCAACGGACGGCUGCUCGGAAUCAUCACAAAGAAGGAUGUCCUCAGACACAUGGCUCAGUUGGCCAAUGAAGAUCCAAAAUCUAUAAUGUUCAACUAGCCAAGAAACUGAAUAACUCAAGGAGGCUCAUGAUGGCCACAUCCCCAAGCCAGUAAUCCAGUAGCAUCACCAAGGUCAUGGGAACUCGCCCACUCUAGAUUAAAUUUGGUUCUCAAGUGCAGCGAGUUGUUGGUUUCAACUCGGUCCCCAGUGACUGCACAAUGUAAAAACUCAUUUGACCUCACCCAGCUUUGAGGAAAUCAAUUAAUGAAGACAAUUAUUGGUCGACGUUCAGAAAAAUCCACAUUUUGAAGAGAACGAAAGAGUCUCGUGUUGGGUAAAGUGGUCUGUUGGUAUGACUUCGACUGAAGCAGUUUUGUGAUGGUGUACCGUGGUGACGAGAUGCUAAAUUCAUUUGCCUGGUAUGCAGGAGGUCGUGCGUUUGAUCCGGACCCUGAUGCCUGCUGUAUAUUUGGAGUUGAAUGUUUCCGUGAUCACGAGAAAUUUUCUCCGGGUCCUCCAGUUUUUCCCUCUACGUUUCGAAACAUGUAUUUGGAGUAUUUGGCUGCUAUAAAUUUCCAAAUGACAAGCCACUUUGUUGAGCCAUCAUUUGUCGCUAGGUCACUUCUGAAAAAGGGUUAUAUAGCUCAGUUGGCCUUAUCUGGUAAAAUAAAAAAAAGUUUAGUGCUGUCACCUUCCCAGGUGGCUCCUGAAUGAAAAGGCAUGUUUUGCUGGGAAACGACAAUGCAGACAUAUUUCCUCAUGUCCAGUCCAAGGUGGAGGUGACUGGUGAUAGCUCAUCAGAUUCCUCAAGUCUAAAUAAAGAUUUGUAUUCAGAAAAAACGUUUCCAGAAGUCAAUAAUCAACUGUUCCAAAAAAUCAUCUAUCCAGCAUUUGACAAGUACUGACUAAACUAGCCCUAACUAAUGCUUUCAUGUCCAACUUAAACGAGCGAUGAGAAAUGCUCAACUUCCACUGGCUCUGAGCCAGUGGUGGAAAUUCCACAUUCUCAUGACGGGUGCCAGUUUGUCCACAGCAUGACCACUGUGGAAGACGCUUUAAUGAUACCAGAGGGAUGAUGGAUUGAGUCGAGAAGCCAAUUAUGAAUUAAACUCUUCACUUUCCAAUCAUGAACCAAGUGUUGUAAGCACAGUGCCACGUGGGCAGAUAAGAUGUGCUUCACUAGCAUUUCACAACAUAAAUACAAGUCCUCUAACUGUACGUGCAAACUAAUUAUCAUGCACGCUCACGCUUACACGCUUGCCACUUCGGGGCUUCUUGUCAAUAAGAUGCUCACGGCCUUCAGGAUCCUUAAGUUAUCAGUGACCCACGGAGGCUUCUUGUCAAUGAGUUGUACACAACUCGUUUGUGUUUCUUGCGUUAAAAUUAUUGGUAGGAAUUAUUAACUAACAGAGACAUUUUCCACAUGUGAAGCUUUGAUACCCAAUGCUGUCCGCCUGGUAAUUCCUACGCUUGUGCGCUGUCACUUCCCGUGGUCAACCAAAGUGUGUCAUCUGCUCGGGUGGAUGUUAAACGCCCAUUGAUGUCAUUUGCACAAGUUGGGCAUUGUGUGUCACCUGCGUUUGAUGUCAGACUCCAAACAUCUGAACAUACCUUAAUUUGUCUGAGAAAUUAAGCUAUAAUUGCCCUUAAUUUAAUCUUCUUCACAGGUCUUAGUUUAAACAGAGCAAAUGAAACACCUGGCUCGUGUAUUCUUACCUGAUUAAGUGAAAUACACCGGUUAGCAUUGGACAUCAGAAGAUGAUUUGCUGUUAAAUGUUUAUGUAGACAAUUGUGUCCACCUUUCCUGUAAAGGCAGAGUGCUAUGAGGCUAUUAAGACUUGAACUCCAGCCUUGGGGGCUGCUGUUUUGCGAGGUUCAUGGUGGCCAUAGAGCACCAAGAAGGAAUCUCCAAGCCCCUCUGGGCUUAGUGUGUCUCUACGAAGGUUCACAAUGGCUAUGUAUACCACUGAGCCAGAACUUCCUAGACUGGGUUCAAGUAUUUGGGGGCUUGGGUUUGUACCUCUAAAGGUUCAUAAUGGACAUAGAAUGCUGAGCCAGUUCAGCCGAGUCCGUAGGAUUGAGCGCUGGGAUUAUGGGUGUCGUUUUUUUUAGGGGCAUGCGGGCGGAAGGCUCAAAAUCACUGUCUCCUUUUUUCUGCCGUGCUGAAAAAACCGUACUUCAACAGAAACUAGAAAUAUGCGAACUAAUACUGUAUUCGAAUUUAACACGUUAAUGUGCUAUUAAGUUAAACAAUAAAAACACAACCCAAAUUGAAAUGA